AUGAACCUGUGGGUGAUUGCUGUGGUGGGUGCUGUCUGUAGCAUCUUCCUGUUAUUCAUUUACAGCAGAUUUGUCUGGUCAAGAAUCCAGGAACAAAGGCGAAUUCUGAAUGAGAGCAACCCUGAUGAUCCUUCUCUACAGUUCCAAAGCCGAGGGCUUGAUUCCUUUAUUACACACUCCCUCCCCAUCACUCAGUUCAAGAAGAAGAAUGAAGAAGAAUUGAGCCAAAGCAAUACCGAAUGUGCAGUUUGCUUAGGUGAAUUCGAGGAAGGUGAAUGCCUAAAACAUCUACCAAACUGUUCUCAUGCCUUCCAUGUCCCCUGCAUUGACACUUGGUUUCAGAACCAUUCAACCUGCCCUCUAUGCAGAUCACAAAUCUAUGAUUUCACACCGGACCAUGAAUAUUCUGUUUCGAUAAACAGUUUGUUGGAGACUUUGAGGAGGGAAGAUUUCCUUCGACAAAGAUUAGCAUGA
Molecule: messenger RNA, 474 nt
Organism: Cornus florida
Lineage: Eukaryota; Viridiplantae; Streptophyta; Magnoliopsida; Cornales; Cornaceae
Product: RING-H2 finger protein ATL16-like
Exons: 1
Coding region: 1-474 (157 amino acids)
Biological process (GO): protein ubiquitination
Molecular function (GO): transferase activity
Source: RefSeq, a predicted model, not a curated record